This is a messenger RNA of Aedes aegypti (yellow fever mosquito), 3006 nucleotides long. RefSeq lists its product as uncharacterized. The transcript is spliced from 2 exons. The record is from RefSeq and is a predicted model, not a curated record. NCBI's taxonomy places the organism in Eukaryota, Metazoa, Arthropoda, Insecta, Diptera, Culicidae. The coding region runs from base 2204 to 3004 and encodes 266 amino acids.
AAUGAACAAUAACAUAAGUAAUAUCCCAAGUAACCAUGAAGCUAUAUAUGAAUACUUUAUUUUUGCUCUAGAGAGCACUAUACAAUUUUAUUAUAAAGUGACAAAACCCUUCAGAGCCAUAUAAAGCAGAUUUAAUGUCGAAAAGGGCCCCACUAUAAUCAAAUUAAAGUAAUACGAGCUGGCAUGACUGUCGCAUUGCGAAUGCAAGAUUAGUGCACAUGCUUCAUAACAGCAUUUGAGUAUGCACAGUUAGAGUGUAUAUUAUAUAUGCAUUAAACCUUGUUUAUUUAGGGCAUGCGUGCAAAAAUAAACAAAACAACUUUUUCACACAUCAUUUCUAUUUUUCGCAUCUGGUUUCGUUUUUUUUUUGGCAUUGAAGCGGGAUUUGAACCUGGAUUGCUGAUGCUGUUGGUGAUCCGUGAAUUGCAGACGUCCUAAUCCUCUGUACCGUAGAAGCUUCCGAAAUUGCAAGAUACAAUAGCUUUAUAAAAAGGAUGCAUUGUGAUGCGAUAUCAAAGUUGGUUCGUUUAUUGGGUGACGAGACGGCUAUUUUAUUCUCAUUUGUUACACCUGCUGGUGGGCCCACGAAAGAGUCCACAACGAAAAUAUAUAACUUUAGGAAGUGCGCUACCAUCUAGGGAAGCUCAGCGAGAAGCAGAAUAGAAUUCCAAAGGCUAUGCUUAUUUAAUAUAAAUUUGUUUUGGGAGAUAUUCUGUGUGCUUCAGGGUGUAACCGUUUGGUUACAAAUUGUUGAUUUUUGUUUUGUAUUUGUUGAUGUUUGUUGGACCCUUCACGUUUCUUGUGCAAAAACAGAAGGAAAAUACCACAGAAGUGAUAGGGUUAAGUACCGCUGUAAAUGUCUUCGUCCGCUACCAAUUAUUAAUCAUGGCGGAACGAGGAUACAUAUAUGAAGCGAGAUGGCAUGUAAUUAGAUAAAAUAUGAUGGAUGUGGGAAAUCUUUAAAAGGACGGCCAUUGUCCAAUUUCGGCCUCUUUUUAUAUCAGGCGUCCGUGUGUUGUGGAUAAGUGUUCAGUGCAGUGUAGUUAAAACGUGUACGAACCCCCCCCCCCUUGUCCCUUAGCAGGAGCUAAGUGGAUGCUUGGGUGAUAAUUAAGCUCAGGACCUCUUGUGUCUUUGUUUCGGACCUUGAAUAGGUUCCGUCGUCCAGCACACGGCUCGGCUUGAGAAGCCAUUAGGCUUCCGGGCCUAAACACUAAGGACCUUGUCCUCUAGGAGGACCAAAAUCUCGGGCCGAAGGCCCUAAACGUCAAGGAGAUUCCCCCUCUCGGCCGUCCAAGGUGGCCAUGCCACGGCCGGCCGAUUAUCGUCCAUGAGGGAAGACGCCUGCAACCCCACCGUCCAGCAACGCCCGCUGGCCCAUCUACGGACCGGAAUACCAGCCCGUACAUCCUCCCGCUUCGCCAUUCCGGCGAGAGUUCCGGCCGCACAGCAGGAUUGGUGUCGCUGUGUCGGCCAUUCGUCCACAACAUCAACAUAAGGCAGCGGUAUGUACCGGUACAAAAAGUAGAUUAGGCAACACUUAACAAAUUCACACAAAAUUGGAACCCACAGAACAACACGCACACGCCACAAAUUAGGGAAUUUUAAUAAAUGUUUGAGUAACGUGAAAGUUCCCGUGUUAGUUUUUUGUAUCGCGAAAAGCCCUUGAUUACUCAGUAGCUAGCCGACCCUGGGAUUGCCGGAGAGAUCUUGCGUCUUGAGUUGGCCUGGCACUGUAGGUUUACCCGCUUAGUUUCACUUGGCGCCCAGCCAAAAGUCCGCGAAAGGUAAUCAAGGGACCGAAGUAGCAUACAAAAAUCUAACGAUUUUUGCCGACGGGAGGUGGCAGGGAUCCGUGCUUGCACGAAUGUCUCGCCCCUUAUGCACGAACUUCCACUGAGGUGCUAAAAAUGUGUUAAUACGAGGCUUUUGCCUUCAAAAGAGGUCCUGAGCACAUCACGGACACAUUUGCUCUUGAUUGUCGUUUUUUCCGUUUUAAAAUUCGUUGAUGUUGGCAAAUUUUGUGUUUCGUGAAUCGUUUAUACAUUGAUACAACAUAAAUCAUAAUUCAUCUUUACUGUUUUUGUCCAUUCACACAAUGACAACAUACGCGCAAUAUUUAUUUUAAUCCGUUUUGUUUUGAUUCGUCUCGAUUUUUGCGAUUUUGUUUUCACCCACAACACUCAUCACUGAUUCUUACACAAUGACACGCAAGCGACGAGCAAAGGCUGAGACCAAUCAUAAACCAAUUAAUUGGCAGCCUCCGACGUAUGAUGCGGACGAGUCGGACUUAGAGGAAUCUUCCGAGAUGCCUAGUCCGUUGCUCUCGACGCACCCUAACUACCCUCUAGAGGAGUUAGAGCUGGACCUCGAAGAGACUCUGCAUACCAUCAGGGAGCAGAGGACUUCUGGAGUCAUGAUGCCAGCAGACGUCGUUAAAAUCAAACGUAUAAUUUAUCUUUUUAUGCGUGACAUGAACAUCGUCACAUGUGAUGUAAAUUCUCGCUAUUUGCCCCCCAGCGCGACAUGCGAAUACAGGGAAUCGGAAUCAGAACCAGAGGAGGAAAUCGAAUUGAUAAUCCCUAGUUCCGAUUCCGAGGAUUUGGAAAUGUCCUUCAGCGAGUCCGAAUCUGUUUCGGAAGACCAUCUUCAGGUCGAAAUGAGAACGAACCGAAGCCCAACGUCACGCUAUUCUUCCGGUUAUUUCUCCAGUAAGUCGUUACUUCAAUUCGCAGAAUACUCCCGAGACUUACCUAGUAAUGCUUUCAAAUCUUCUAUACCACGAACUUCGAACCCCGAAUCCCUCAGAAAGCAGACCCGAUCGUUCAAGAUCCGGAAAAAGGCCAACCUAAAACUUCGAGCGGAACCUACGGCCAAAGAACUGUGCAGCGAACCUACUUCUAUUUUGGAACCCAACCCUUCAAGGAAAAAUCCCCGUUCCGGACGCACACCUGGAACCCAAAAAGUCUUUUCUUCCAACAAAAAGAAAAAGAAACACUUCUAAAU